Oncorhynchus keta (chum salmon) is the source of this 2738-nucleotide messenger RNA. RefSeq names its product solute carrier family 15 member 2-like. The record is from RefSeq and is a predicted model, not a curated record. The transcript is spliced from 24 exons. Gene Ontology annotation, biological process: proteolysis; transmembrane transport; oligopeptide transport. Lineage: Eukaryota; Metazoa; Chordata; Actinopteri; Salmoniformes; Salmonidae. The coding region runs from base 247 to 2457 and encodes 736 amino acids. Gene Ontology annotation, molecular function: dipeptide transmembrane transporter activity; aspartic-type endopeptidase activity. Gene Ontology annotation, cellular component: membrane.
CUAUUCAAUUGACUUGACAGGAUCAGAUCUGCACUGAAAAGUCCUUGAAGAUUAAGUAAAAAAAAUCAUGGAUCUGGAGUGGAAUAUUAACUAACGGGUUAAACAUAUGUUAUAAGAAAGCUGCGUUUCCAUUGCUGCGCUCACAGUCACAGACAGACAAGAGAGGGACGGACUUGGACGCACGUCAAGAAGUCCACCGACCGAUGCGACGCUAGUGCCAAAAACACUUCAGAAAAUAAACGAGAAAUGGGGAAACGAAAGGAGCUCAAAUCGGAAAUUCAUGAAAGUGGAAAGACAAGCAAAUCACAGAAACUAUGUGGAACCAACUACCCUGUCUGCAUCUCCUUCAUUGUGGUGAAUGAGUUCUGUGAACGCUUCUCCUACUAUGGCAUGAAAGCGGUGCUGACGCUGUACUUCAUCAAUUACCUGCAUUGGAACCAGAACCUGUCCACAGCAGUGUACCAUGCCUUCUCCAGCCUCUGUUACUUCACCCCUAUUCUGGGGGCCCUCAUUGCUGACUCCUGGCUGGGCAAGUUCAAGACCAUUGUUUACCUCUCUGUUGUCUAUGUGCUCGGUCAUGUCGUCAAGUCGGUUGGGGCCAUACCGAGUGUGGGGGACUCGACCAUACACAUAGCAUUGUCUAUGGUGGGGCUGAUCCUUAUAGCCUUUGGUACAGGAGGCAUCAAACCCUGUGUAGCAGCGUUUGGAGGUGAUCAGUUUGAUGAAGAACAUACGAACGAAAGGAGGAAAUUCUUCUCCAUUUUCUACAUGUCCAUCAACGCUGGGAGUGUCUUAUCGACAGUCAUCACUCCAAUACUGAGAGGAAAUGUGCAGUGUUUUGGCGGUGACUGCUACGCUCUUGCUUUCGGAGUACCAGCCAUUUUGAUGGUCAUUGCUCUAGUCGUGUUCAUCUCUGGAAGUGGGAUGUAUAAGAAGAGUCCACCUGAGGGGAACGUCUUAUUGGAUGUGUGUCGGUGCCUGGGGUUGGCCAUCAAGAACCGGUGGAUGAGUUCUAAGUAUGACUCUAAGAGGAAACACUGGCUGGACUGGGCAGAGGAGAAGUAUCCGAAACGUCUGAUCCAUGAGAUUAAGAUGGUCCUGAGGGUUCUGGUGCUCUUCAUCCCUCUGCCCAUGUUCUGGGCUCUGUUUGACCAGCAGGGAUCCCGCUGGACUCUCCAGGCCACCCGGAUGAACAUGGCCUUUGGAUCAGCAUUCGUUCUGAAGCCUGAUCAAAUGCAGAUGUUAAACGCUCUGCUGAUCCUCAUGUUUGUGCCUAUCUUUGACGCGGUUGUCUACCCACUCAUAGGCCUGUGCAGGAUCAAUCUCACGCCGCUGAAGAAGAUGGCUGUUGGUAUGAUCUUUGCAGCGCUGGCCUUCGGUGCUGCCACCUUGGUGGAGGUCAACGUCAUGAAAACAGUGGUGGAGCCUGCACCUCGUGGACAGUGUCUGCUACAGGUCUACAACCUGGCUGACAGUGACGUCAAACUAAGCAUCCCUGGGAGUAACCUAUUCUCACAACCUAUCAAAUCCUAUGAGGAUCCUCAAGCAUAUCAGCAUCUUGAACUGGGGGGACACAACAAGACCAUCACUGUGGGGAUCAAUGACAAUGGACACUUUCAUGAGUGUAGAGAGACUUUCACAGAGCAGAAAGCCUACAGUCUCGUCCUGCACAGCAAAACCUCCGGAAUAGUGUGUCAACUAGCGACAGACAACAUACUUAAAAGUGAAAAAAUGGAAGCAUACCUGAGGUUCAUAAACACGCGGAGUGAGGCUGUGAACGUAACGAUGGCUGGUUUGGACUUUCACGUACCCGCUGACUAUGGCAUAUCUCCCAAUAAGAGUGUGGAAAGAAAGGAGUAUACAAGUGUGAGGUGUACAUCAGGCUCACAGGAUUUCUCCAUCAACCUGGGCCUGCUCGACUCUGGAGCUUCAUACACAGUCAUCCUCAAAGGGGGCUCUGGAGACAUCAUUCCCCAGAAGAUGGAGGAUGUGAAGGUUAUUAUUUCUCUUCUUUUCUCUCUGCAUUGUUGGGAAGGGCCUGCCAACAAUGUUCACAUAGCCUGGCAGAUCCCCCAGUAUGCCCUGAUGACAGCAGGAGAAGUCAUGUUCUCCAUCCCAGGCAUCGAGUUCUCCUAUUCACAGGCCCCAGCCAACAUGAAGUCACUGCUGCAGGCCGGCUGGCUGCUGACUGUAGCCUUUGGCAAUGUCAUUGUGCUAAUCGUAGCAGAGGGGGCAGGUCUGGAUCAGUGGAUGGAGUUCCUGCUGUUCGCUGGCCUCCUGGUGGCAGUCUGCAUCAUCUUCUCCAUCAUGGCUUACUUCUACACCUACGUAGACCCAGGCGAGCUAGACAAGCUGUUCCCAGACAAGACAGUCAAUGAGGCUGAAGAUGACCUGAAGAAGGACCAGACAGACGACACUAUGUACUUGAACUCAAUAGAGAAGAGCACCAAUAUGUAGUCUGGUGACUGAAUUCAGAGUAUUUCCCUCUCAGGAGAUUUGUAAGCCCCCAGUGUGGAAUCUUUUUUGUUUUAUACAUUUGUAAAUCGAAGCAAAGUAUUAAGAUAUGGGGAUUGAGUGUAUUUUACUUGCUGAACCUUACUGUAUGUUGUUAGUUAUUGUCACACCCUGUCUGUGUGAUCUUAUAGUAUGGACUAACCACAGUCAGCACUCCAACUGGGACACUUCUCAAAAUCUGGAGGUCAAACCAGGACCGGUGGUAACAAAACACAUUGUUCAAA